This is a messenger RNA of Paramecium octaurelia, 2294 nucleotides long. The record is from the annotation of a GenBank genome assembly. Lineage: Eukaryota; Ciliophora; Oligohymenophorea; Peniculida; Parameciidae.
AUGAAAUCUAAGUAUAAUCCUUAAGAAAAAAAACUGACGGUAACUAUCAUAAUGAUUAACUAGAAUAUUUCUUAUGAUUUGAAUUCAAAUAACAAACCAAAAUAUUAUAUAUCGAACACAACAUGCCAUAAAGAAAACCAAAAGUUUUUUAAUGGUAGCAAUAUGUCACCAUUAGUUGUUGAAUCAUCUACUCCAAGAAAAAGACUUAUAUCUGGCAAACGAGUUAGUAUUCUUAAUUCUAAAUUAGACCUAGCAAAAAGCGAAUUGUUCUAAUAAUAACUCAAACAAUAAAAUUUAAAAUAGAUAGAAAAAAUCAUCAUCCAAUUAGAGAACUAAUUUAACUGUUAAGACUGGAUCAUCGAUUGAAGCACUUAAGGAAUUAAUGGGGAAAAGUAUUAUUAUAAAUUAAUUAGGUAACUUGAAAUAACUAUUACAAAUUAAUACAGAUAAAUUCAAGAAUACAAAAGAAAUAUCAUUCAUAGAGACAAAAAAGAGUAAUUCAAGUGAAUUUGGAUAUGACAAUAGAUUCAAUAAACAUUUCUAAUAAUAUAAUUAAUAUGGUACAAAAACAACAACAAAUAAGUCAGGAUCAAAGGAUAGAACUACAUUAUAAGUAAACAAUAUCAUAAUUUUUUAGAAAGUAUUUUCAAAAAUAAUUGAUCAAGAAAAAUCUGUGUCCCCAUCCAAAAAGGUUGAUUGGAGCAAAAUCAAAUUGCCUAUAACACCAAAAGAAUGUAUAUAAUAAUUUGGAUAAUAUUUGACUGAUUUUGAGAAAUAGGAAAUUCAUGGAUUUAGUAGAGUACAAAUACAUAAUUUAUUAGUUUAGAUUUAUUGUAUAGGAAUUACAUCUAAAAAGAUAGAUCAAAAAUAAUCAAAUUGCAAUGACGGCUUUGAUGAUUCAAAUGGUGAGUAUUUGUUUUCACUCAACGAUCACAUCGGAUACAGAUAUGAGAUUUUGGAGAUAGUUGGUAAAGGUAGUUUUGGAUAAGCAUUCAAAGUCUUUGAUCAUAAGAGAUAAUAAGUUUAAUGCUUAAAGAUUAUAAGAAACAAAAAGAAGUUUACAAAUUAGGCUCUGGUAGAAUUAAAUAUAUUAACAUAUAUCAAGGAGAAGGACGAAGAGAAUGUAACAAAUAUUGUAAAAAUCAAGGAUUUUGUAAUUUUUAGGAAUCAUGUGGUAUGUUUAUCUAAUUUUAUAUAUUUUAGUGCAUCUCCUUUGAAUUUUUGUCGAUAAAUUUGUAUUAGUUGAUAAAGAACAAUAAUUUUCAAAGCUUAUCCUUGGAGCUAAUAAGGAGAUUUGCAAUUCAAAUUCUAAAUGCGUUGAAUUUUCUAAACAAACAUAAAAUCAUCCAUUGUGAUUUAAAACCUGAGAAUAUUUUAUUAAAGUAAGAAAACAAAAGUGGGAUUAAAAUCAUAGACUUUGGCAGUAGUUGUUUCGAAAAUUAAAAGAUUUACUCUUAUAUUCAGUCAAGGUAUUAUAGAGCCCCUGAAAUAAUGUUUGGUAUCCCCUAUGAUACGAGCAUCGAUAUGUGGAGUUUUGGAUGUAUUAUGGCAGAGCUAUAUUUGGGAUACCCAAUAUUUCCAGGAGAUGAUGAAUAAGAGCAAAUUGCAUAUAUUUUAGAAAUCCUAGGUAUGCCAGAUAACGAACUCUUAGAAGUAAAUAUAUCAAAGUAUGAAAGAUCGCCUAAAGAAGAAAGGUUUUCUUUAAUGACUUUCCCCCUUAUUAACCGCUGUGUAUGUAAAAUAAAGGAGCUAAAUUGAAGAUACCUGGAAGCAAAACAUUAUCGGCGGUCUUAUAAUGUAAGGAUGAAAAUUUUAUCGACUUCUUAAAAUAAUGUUUAGUUUGGAAUCCGAAAAAUAGGAUCAGUCCAAUCAAUGCUCUUAUGCAUGUUUGGAUACUUGACGGAUUACCUAGCCAAAUUAGAGCUUAGCAUGUCUAAUAUCUAGAAAGCUAAUUACAAUACAUGGAUGUCAAUUAUAAAAAAUAAGAAACUAAUUUCAAACAAGGUUAAUAGGGAUAAUAAAAAUUACCUAUCCAUCACAUCUCAGAGCCAGAGAUGAAUUAAGAAAAUAAAGUAUUUUAAUUUAUCAUAAUUUAGAAACCUAAUCAGAUUAGAACCUUUUCAAGAGAUAAAGAGUUAUUGCUUAAUAUUUCAUAGAACCCUACUCCAAAUAAUAAGAAGAUUUCUUAGUCUUUUCAUUCUAGCAAAAACAGCAAUAAACAAUAAUUGAAUUUUAUUCAAUAAUUCCCUGGAACUACAAAAUAUACUAACAAGAAAACUCAUUAUUUUUAUUGA